CGCCAGAACACCACCUGCAGCAGCAGCAGUGGCGUGGUUUGGAGACCGUUUGAGGAGCGGGGUCUUCCGGACAGAGAGCGUGCAAGAGAUAGAGACUUCACCACAGAGGUGCCCAGUGAUCAUGGCUCGAGGGACUGUGAGAGAAGGUGGUGCUGGUGGGUAGUGGGGCGUUUGGACCUCAUCAUGGUCACCACACUGGUCACCACCAUCAUCACCAACACGCAGGUCAUGCGCUGGCCGCGGCAGCUGAUGGAAGAGACCACGAAGGAGCCAACCUGUACCAGCAGCCCUUGCGUGUGUGUAACCGCAGCCUGCCGGCUGCCAUGAACACCCUGAUGGGACCUCACCAGGGGCUCGGGGCUCUGCCCGUCAACCCCCUCCUGUACAGUCUGCAGCGGGACAUCGCACAUCACCAGUCCGCACACACUCUGCCUGCGACCCGCAACUCUGGAUUCAAGGACCCUAAGUACCCCAGCGGCCCACCCCCAGGCCCUCUUUUCCACCCGUAUCGGAAGAACAGAAAAGUGUUCUCCCGCUCGCAGCUGCUGCAGCUGGAACAGGCAUUCGAGAAGAAGCACCACGUGGUGGGUCAGGAGCGCAAAACUCUCGCCAGCAAGCUACAGCUGACAGAGAGACAGGUCACAGUCUGGUUCCAAAACCGGCGCACGAAGCACAAGCGGAUGAAUACAAAAGAUGUGUUGUCUCCGCCCAAGAUCAGAUGUGCUUGUAGGAAACAUUACAUUAAAAACUCCCCUUGUUGAUCGACUUACUGUGAAGAUCGUGAAUGUAAUAAAUC
Molecule: messenger RNA, 796 nt
Organism: Pomacea canaliculata
Lineage: Eukaryota; Metazoa; Mollusca; Gastropoda; Architaenioglossa; Ampullariidae
Product: homeobox protein EMX1-like
Exons: 3
Coding region: 324-761 (145 amino acids)
Biological process (GO): regulation of DNA-templated transcription; central nervous system development; neuron differentiation
Molecular function (GO): DNA-binding transcription factor activity, RNA polymerase II-specific; DNA binding
Source: RefSeq, a predicted model, not a curated record